Molecule: messenger RNA, 2340 nt
Organism: Hippopotamus amphibius kiboko
Lineage: Eukaryota; Metazoa; Chordata; Mammalia; Artiodactyla; Hippopotamidae
Gene: MMEL1
Product: membrane metalloendopeptidase like 1
Exons: 23
Coding region: 1-2340 (779 amino acids)
Biological process (GO): protein processing
Cellular component (GO): plasma membrane
Molecular function (GO): metalloendopeptidase activity
Source: RefSeq, a predicted model, not a curated record
AUGGGAAAGCCCGAGAGCCCGGCGGGGACGGUGGAGAUCGCCGGCCGCUCGGGGCAGGAGCACCGAGGCGCCCUGGAGCGGGGGCUGGUGCUGCUGCUGCUGCUGGUGACCGGCGCCCUGGUCGCCCUGGGCCUGCUCUACGCCGACAGCCGAGGCAAGCAGCUGCCACUCUUUACUAGCCGGCUUUGCUUCUCAAAGGAAGAGAAGACCAUUGUAAAACGAACACCCCGAGACAUCCGGAGCCCCAGGCAUGCGGGCGGAACCUGCACCACCCCCGGCUGCGUGAUGGCAGCCGCCAGGAUCCUCCAGAACAUGGACCCAUCCAGGGAGCCGUGUGAUGACUUCUACCAGUACGCGUGCGGGGGCUGGCUGCAGCGUCACGUGAUCCCCGAGACCAACUCGCGCUACAGCGUCUUCGACAUCCUUCGGGAUGAGCUGGAGAUCAUCCUCAAAGGGGUGCUCGAGAAUCCAACCACCAAGGACCGGCCGGCCGUGCAGAAGGCCAAGAUGCUGUACCGCUCCUGCAUGAAUGAGAGUGAGAUAGAGAAGCGCGGCUCGCAGCCCCUGCUGGACGUCCUGGAGGUGGUAGGAGGCUGGCCGGUGGCCACGGACAAGUGGAACGAGCGCACAGGCCCCCGGUGGGAGCUGGAACAGCAGCUGGCCGUGAUGAACGCGCGCUUCAACCGGCGGGUCCUCAUCGACCUCUUCAUCUGGAACGACGACCAGAACUCCAGCCGGCACAUCAUCUACAUAGACCAGCCCACCCUGGGCAUGCCAUCCCGAGACUACUACUUCAAGGAGGGCGACAACCAAAAGGUGCGGGAAGCCUACCUGCAGUUCAUGGUGUCGGUGGUCACGAUGCUGCGAGCGGACAGGAACCUCCCCGACGACAGCGACCUGGUGCGCACGGACAUGGCCCUGGUGCUGGAGCUGGAGACGCAUCUGGCCAACGCCACGGCGCCCCAGGAGCAGCGGCACGACGUCACGGCCCUGUACCACAGGAUGGACCUGGACCAGCUCCAGAACAAGUUCAGUCUGAAGGGAUUUAACUGGACUCUCUUCAUACAAUCCGUGCUAUCCUCUGUCAAAAUCGAGCUGCUGCCAGAUGAAGAAGUGGUGGUCUACGGCAUCCCCUACCUCCAGAAUCUUGAAGAAAUCAUUGAUGUCUACUCACCCAGGACCAUGCAGAACUACCUGGUCUGGCGCCUGGUGCUGGACCGCAUCAGCAGCCUGAGCCAGCGAUUCAAGGACGCACGUGCAAACUACCGCAAGGCGCUGUACGGCACAACGGCGGAGGAGGUGCGCUGGCGGGAGUGCGUCAACUACGUUGGCAGCAACAUGGAGGGCGCCGUGGGCUCGCUCUACGUCAAGGAGGCCUUCCCCGGGGACAGCAAGAACCUGGUCAGAGAGCUCAUCGACAAGGUGCGGGCAGUGUUCGUGGAGACCCUGGACGAGCUGAGCUGGAUGGACGAGUCGUCCAAGAAGAAGGCCCGGGAGAAGGCCAUGAGCAUCCGGGAGCAGAUUGGGUACCCGGACUACAUCCUGGAGGAAGGCAACAAACACCUGGAUGAGGAGUAUUCCCACCUGAACUUCUCGGAGCACCUGUACUUUGAGAACGGACUGCAGAAUCUCAAGGCUGGCGCCCAGCGGAGCCUCAAGAAGCUUCGGGAGAAGGUGGACCAGAACCUCUGGAUCAUCGGGGCCGCCGUGGUGAACGCGUUCUACUCCCCAAACCGAAACCAGAUUGUGUUUCCCGCCGGGAUCCUGCAGCCCCCUUUCUUCAGCAAGGAGCAGCCACAGGCCUUGAACUUCGGGGGCAUCGGCAUGGUGAUCGGGCACGAGAUCACCCACGGGUUUGACGACAACGGCCGGAACUUCGACAAGAACGGGAACAUGCUGGACUGGUGGAGUAACUUCUCCGCCCAGCGCUUCCGGGAGCAGUCGGAGUGCAUGGUCUACCAGUACGGCAACUACUCCUGGGACCUGGCCGACGACCAGAACGUGAACGGCUUCACCACGCUCGGGGAGAACAUCGCCGACAACGGAGGGGUGCGGCAGGCGUACAAGGCUUACCUCAAGUGGAUGGCAGAAGGCGGCAAGGACCAGCAGCUGCCAGGACUGGAAAUGACCUACAAGCAGCUGUUCUUUAUCAACUAUGCACAGGUGUGGUGCGGGUCCUACCGGCCCGAGUUCGCCGUCCAGUCCAUCAAGACUGACGUCCACAGUCCCCUGAAGUUCAGGGUGCUGGGCUCGCUGCAGAACCUGGCCGCCUUCUCGGACGCGUUCCACUGCGCGCGGGGCUCGCCCAUGCACCCGAAGGUGCGAUGCCGCGUCUGGUAG